GUAGAGACCCUCCAUUUUAUCAAGCUCCUUUGAGCCAUGGGGUGUUCGUCCAGUCGCUGUGCCGAGGGUUUUUCCUCCGAGCAUCAGCAGAAUGCGCCCAUGUGGGUCGUCAGUGUGGAGAAGGUCCUUGGCAUGACCGGCAAGCUCCAACCGCAUCAAGUAUUGAAGUCUCAAGGGCUUUUAGUUGAGUGGAACCCCAAGAUGUUCACGAUCUUCGUCUCACACAAGUGGCUCGGCCACCAGUAUCCGGACAUGAAAGGAGAGCACUUUGAAGUGCUGAAGGGUUUUUUGCAAAACCUCAUCGCAAGGAAGAUCAAGGUCGAGAAUGAUGCCGUCUCACAAUUCUUUGGAGGCAAUCGCACUCUGACGAAAGCAGAGAAUGACCAAAUUGAAGGUGCUUACAUUUGGCUGGACUACUUCUGUGUGCCUCAGAUUGUAAACUAUGAGGGUGAGCAUGAGUUGGAAGCACUGCGAGCAGAACAACUUCAAUAUGUGCACAGCAUUCCCGCCUACGUAGACCAUUGCCAGAUGUUCUUUGCUUUGGUGCCCAAUGCCAUGCACAAUGAUACUUUGUCAAACGUCAACUACUACACUUGGCUCGACAGUGGCUGGUGUCGAACAGAAUUUUGGUGCAAACUUCUGUCUACACGAUCCAACAUUCCCAUCAUUGUGGUGACCGGAAAACAAGCGGCAAAGUUCUCUAUGCCAAUGUGGUUUCGACACCCAGUACAUUCGGGCCAAUUCUUGGUCGAGAGAGACCGUGAAGCAUGCAGCCAGGUCAUUCAGACAGCCUUGGACAAACAUUUGUCAGAGCUGAGUCGGAGCAAGAACCAAAUGAGCUACCGGCUGUACUUGGCACUCUAUGAAGAUAUGGGAGGUCUCAAAUGCAAGCAGCGCAGCAUGCAAGACUUCCUGUGGGAGUUUUCCUUCUCCCAGCCCCUCCAGCAGUACAAGGGACUGGGACCAGCAGCUUGCGCUGCUCUCACAGGAGAUGAUCAGCUGCUGCGCAGCGUCGUCGCAGCCAAAGCCUCCCUGCAGACCCGCGCGCCAGCAAUCAUGGAGGUGAUGAACAUUCAAGGCUUUACUCCAUUGCACUUUGCCGUGUGGUUCAGAAGUCAAGAUCUACAAAUCUUGGAGACAUUGUUGGAGCUUCGUGCAGAUGUGAAUAGCUCCACUUUGAGUGCUAUGCCACCCGUGCACCUAUGCCGCACGGUGGGCGCCCUAGAGCUUCUAGUUCGGCAUGGUGCAGGGGUGAAUUUUCAGGGCAAGCAGCUCCCACAGUGGUGUGCCGUCCACAACAUGGCUGCUUACAGUGUUCCCACUGAAGUACUUGCUCGCCUGCUGGAGCUGAAAGCCAAUGUGAACGGUGGAAGAGGAGGCACCGCAACUCAAUCCCCUUUGCACAGCAUUGCCUAUGCAGGGAGUUCCAACAAUGACCUGAGGUCCGCACAGCUGUUGCUCGACAACAAGGCUGACAUUAAUCAAGUCCUACGGCCAGAGGGCAUGAUGAGGAACAUUGAGUUGAUGAGCAGGGCCUACCGCCAGUGUUGCAGAGAGCCAUCCCUAGUUCUCAGAGUUUUGACUGACUUGAGCACCACCGCUUUGGGUUGGUCUGUCAUGUUUGACAAUGAGGAGUUCAUGGUCUUUCUGCUCCGCGCUCGAGCAGACCCGGAGAUCAAGAACAACCGUGGCCUUCGACCACUGGACUUCGCCAAGUCCGAACGAUUGCGACGCAUUCUCCGAGACCCAGCUCCACACAUCUAUCUUCUGGAGCACUAUUCCGAGUCGAUCAGCAACUUCCUUUGAUCCUUCUUAUGAGCUCAUGAUAUCAAUUGGCCACCAGAAGCAUGGCCUCUGGUUUUUGGUCCUUUUAUUUCCAUCUGGCCUUUGGCCGCUCCUCGACACCAGCCGCUUCUGAGAACAUCCGUUGGAGUGCGACUGGUUCCGUCGGACUGACAGGGCUAGACAUGUUUUUCCAUUAUUUUGCACAGUUUUGCGCAGUUGGCUGGUUUGAGCCACUGUGCUUUGUCUGGCUGUUCUCCCGAUCCAAAAUCUCCACCGUCUCACCGCGAGGCCGCAAAGGAGAGA
Molecule: messenger RNA, 2088 nt
Organism: Durusdinium trenchii
Lineage: Eukaryota; Dinophyceae; Suessiales; Symbiodiniaceae
Source: the annotation of a GenBank genome assembly